AUCUAGUGCCGCCGGCAAACCUCGGCAUACCCUUCAUGCCCAGCAACUUCAAAUUUCUUCAAUGGACGAAAAAUGCUCUUUAGGCGAAAAACAAUUCGAUGUCUGUAAUCAGAAGAUUUCUGGAGGUUUUUGAACUUCUUUCUGCAAUCAUGAACCAAUGCAAUGGUAGACUAAAAUGGAGGGAGAAAGUACAUAGUGGUUCAGCCUAAGGACAUCCUACGCCAUUCUUUUCCCCAGUUUGAGUCACCAUGACAUUCGCCGUUGGAGACCUCGUACUGCUCGCGCUGCUUGCUUGCUUCACCUCGUCCAGACUUUUUUUUAGUCGGAAGUAUCCUCAUUCUCUUCCACCAGGGCCGAAAGGUUGGCCUCUUAUUGGAAAUGCUUUCGACAUGCCCAAAACGCACUCAUGGAGGACAUUCGCACAAUGGGGAAAGAAAUGGGGCCCAAUAAUGUCGGUCAAGGUGUUGGGGACACCAUUCAUAAUCAUCAGCAAUCCUGACAUCGCCGAUGAGAUGCUCGGGAAAACAGGCUCACUCUAUGCUGAUCGACCCACAGUGCAAAUGGCUUUAUUAACGGGCUGGGAUCGAGCGCUGAGCGGGGCACGAUACAACGCCCGUUUCCGAGAGUACCGCAAACUUAUUGGGAAGGUCAUUGGAACGAAAGGAAGCAUGGCGAAAUUCUACCCCGUGGAAGACUUCCAAGCUAACAUGCUGCUGAAGCGGAUUUUCCAGAAUCCAGAAGACCCUGCUGCUGCUAUCAGGAAAACGGCUGGUGCAAUGGUCCUGCAUCUUACUUACGGUUACAAGAUAUCUGAGGACCGACCUGAUCAUUUCAUUACAAAGGCCGAAUUCGCCAUGGAACAGUUCUCUGACAUUCACCGCACCGGGGCCUAUCUUGUCGAAUUUUUUCCAAUAUUGAAAUACAUCCCUGCUUGGUUCCCAUUCACAGAAUUCAAACGGAAGGCAGCUGAAUGCAUCGGUCCUUGUAACGAAAUGGCUGAUGUGCCUUUCGCCUAUGUUGAAGAGCAAUUGGGUAAAGGGGAGGAGAAUAAUUCUUUUGCUGCCGAUCUUCUCAAGGACAAAGGUAUCUCUUCGGAGAAGCUUACCGAUUUGAAAUGGUCAGCGGCUUCGUUUUACGCAGCUGGAAGCGACACUACCGUAUCGGUUGUAUAUAGCUAUCUGAUGGCAGCCAUUCUCUAUCCUCGAGUACAACGCAUGGCGCAGGCAGAAGUCGAUUCAGUUGUCGGCAAAGACCGACUGCCUUCUUUCCAAGACAGAGAUUCUCUGCCUUACAUUGAGGCCCUCGUCAAGGAGCUGUACCGAUGGCUUCCUAUCGUACCGUUAGCUGUUCCUCAUAGGGCGAUGAAAGACAAUGUGUUCCAGGGCUAUUAUAUUCCAAAGGACUCUUUGGUUUUUGUCAAUGUCUGGCACUUCCUCCACGAUCCCGCAGUGUACAAAGAUCCUUCCUCCUUUAACCCCGAGAGAUUCUUAGGUCCAGAUGCCGAACCAGAUCCUAUUGACAGAGGAUUGUUUGGUUACGGACGUCGUGUCUGCCCUGGAGCCCAUCUGGCCGACGUUAGUGUUUGGAUCAACAUAGUGAAAGCUGUAGCCGGCAUCGAAGUCAGUCCAGCCGUCGACGAGAAAGGACAAGCCAAGAUGCCCGUGCCCGAGACCACGGACGGAAUCAUAGUUCGCCCCAUACCCUUUGAAUGUCUUGUCAAACCACGCUCGGAGCACUUGCUUCAUGUGCUGGAGGAGGCAUUGAAGGACGGAGAAAAUGUGAACUAAUUGCGGAGAGACUAUAGCCAAUGAUUCCCAUAAGGCGGUUGGGUAUA
This is a messenger RNA of Lentinula edodes (shiitake mushroom), 1834 nucleotides long. RefSeq names its product cytochrome P450. The transcript is spliced from 17 exons. NCBI's taxonomy places the organism in Eukaryota, Fungi, Basidiomycota, Agaricomycetes, Agaricales, Omphalotaceae. The record is from RefSeq and is a predicted model, not a curated record. Gene Ontology annotation, molecular function: oxidoreductase activity, acting on paired donors, with incorporation or reduction of molecular oxygen; iron ion binding; monooxygenase activity. Bases 249 to 1787 code for a protein of 512 amino acids.